UUUGAAAAUCGGUAGAAAAAUUUGAAAGUUAUGGUUAUUUAGAAAGUACAUGCACCAUAAAACACAAUGUUACGAGUGAGCGAGCGGACUGUGGUAAGAUGGCCGCCAUGUGCGGACGUCGACCUCCAUUGGCCAAAAGCGCGGACAAGGUAUCUAGCCUUUAUAUAUGAUGUCUAUGGUUCACAAGACGCAGAUGGAAAAACUCCACAACUGUAAUAAGUUUUAACUUUUCUUAUUUCAGGUAAAUGGUACCUGUAAAUCAGCAUCUGAAUUUUUUUUGACGAGAAAUGGGCAUUGUAGUCGCUUAUUUUAUUUAAGAAACGGCUAAUUUAUAUAUUUGCUCCGACUUUUCGAUCAGCUAGCUAACGUUAUUCAGUGCAGUUAACGUUAGCUAAGUAAUUACAGUACCGGUGGAGAGAGGCAGCAUUUUUAGAAUUGCAGUUGAUUUUCACUUUUUUAAAAAAUGACAACGUCAUAUGAUCAUGUAUAUAGUUUCCAUACAACCUUCUGCCGUUCAUAUUCACAUUAAUAUUUUAUUCAGGGACUACGAGGAGGUUACAGCCCUCUUAGUGGAGGGGUAUUUGCGCAAUAGCCGAGUAUACAUGCAUCUCAAUCCAGAUAGGGGCGUUCUCUGUCCUCGCGAACUUGCAAGACCGUUCUUCUCAAGGACACACGUACUUUGAAUUGAUAAACAGCCAGUAAUCUUCUCGCAAUACGCAAGUAUGCGACUUGAGAUUUUAGCGGAGACACUGACUGAUUCAUAAAUCACAUUGAAACAUAAAGAAUGACUCGAUAUUACUUGUAAAUACGUCAGUCAAUCGUAAUUAAGCCACGGUACGUUGUAGCUUUGUUUCUCUCGAACAUUAAUUCCCUGAAGCUGUAGGCGGUUCAGGGAUUUGACUGUAAAUUCGCGUGAGCAGAGUCGUCCAGGGGAGAUGACUGGACAAACGGAGGCUGAUAUACCUGAAACAGGGGCAGUCUUUACCUUUGGGAAGUGCAAGUUUGCUGAUAAUAUUCCCAGUAAAUUCUGGCUAAAGAACGACCAUCCAGAGGAAAUCUCAUGUGGGGGUAAUCACACUUCAGUCAUCACAGGCCAUGGCAAACUAUUCAUGUUUGGAAGUAAUACUUUGGGUCAGCUCGGCCUGGGGACAAAGAUCAAUAUUAACAUCAACCAGCCCACUCCUGUAAAAGCGUUGAAGUCUGAAAAAGUGAAGUUUGCAGCAUGUGGUAAAGACCAUACAAUAAUAUGCACAUGGAGUGGACAUGUUUAUGGAACUGGCAGUAACCAGAAGGGGCAGCUUGGUUUGGGACACUGUGAUGACACAAACACCUUCCACCUGCUUCGUCCAUUCUCUCACCACACACCCAUCAAAAUGCUUGCAUGUGGCUGCAACACCUCUGCUGCGCUGACAGGUAAAUGUGACAACAGACAUUCUGUCUGUCUGUCUGUGUCGGUCUGUGUUUUUGCUGCUUGCAGUCUGUGUGCUGUGUUGCGUGUGUUGGCAGAGGACGGAAGGCUGUUCAUGUGGGGGGAUAACUCCUUGGGCCAGCUCGGUCUGGGGACAGAGAGCUAUGCUUCAGAGCCCAGGGAGGUGAUGGUGAGACGGCCAGUGGGAUGGGUGUCUUGUGGAUACCACCACUCAGCAUUUGUCACAGUGGAUGGGGACCUUUACACAUUUGGGGAAAGUGGAAAUGGAAGGUUGGGUCUAUUCCCUGACAAGCUAGCCAAUCACAGAGUGCCUCAGCAUGUAGAAGGCAUCCAGGACCCAGUCACUCAGGUGUGCUGUGGCGGAGAGCACACAUUGGCACUCACAAAAGACAAUGUGUACUCAUUUGGGCGGGGCCAGCAUGGACAGCUUGGCCAAGGGACCUUCGUAUUUGAGGCUGCACUUCCUAAAGCAUUAAACCACUUUCGAAAUGGCAAAGUCUGUCAAGUUACCUGUGGAGAGAAUCACACUGCUGUAAUCACAGACAGUGGGAUUCUGUACACCUUUGGGGAUGGUCGCCAUGGUAAACUGGGACUUGGGGAAGAGAACUUCAUCAAUCAGUUCAGACCAACGUUGUGCCAGCGCAUGCUCAAGUACAGUGUCCAGUCAGUUGCCUGUGGUGGCUCUCAAAUGCUGGUGUUGGCUAUGCCCAGAACCCCAGAGGUUGAGGAAGUUGUGAUAGAGGAGAAUGAUGUCCCAGAGACUUUUCUGGAGAGACUGGAGACCUACACGGAGUGGCUCCUGACUGAGCCCCCUCUCUUGAUGCCUGACCCACCGACGAGCCCUCCACUGUGGACCCCGUCGGCUAGAACCCGGCGCAGGGAGCACGACUGUUCUCCAGAGCAGUUUGGACAGAUUUUCCAUGAUCUCCCUCUUAUGAUGUCGGGCUUCCUCAACACCUCACUGCCCAUAUCCAGAAGAAUACGCAUCUCCAGGACACCACCUAUAAGUGCUUCUGCAUCAUCACUGUUCUCCAGUCCCUCCUCAAACCAGCCCUGCAGUCACUCUCAGCCCAUCACAUUCAUAGGCGAAACCCCUUUAACGCCGUCAAAAUUCCUAUUCCCAGACCCUCCCAGCACUUCAGUCUCCUUCAAGUCCACCCCAAAGAAGACCACCAGUCCAUCAAAAUCCAAGUCUAAAGAACCUUUUAGCCCUUCCUGGUCCUACAAGUCCUCUCGUAAAUCUAUCCCCAGCCCCUCAUUGUCUCUUAAAAAUCCCUCUAAAAAGUGCAUGGAUGCCAACAAAUCCUUGAAAACGCUGUCUAGCUGUUCUCGGAGUCCCACCCCAGCACAGACAGAGAGGACCGACGCCCCUGGAAGCCGGAUGCUCCUUCAGAUGGAGGAGAACAUUUGUAUGGAUGAAGAGGACAACAAUGGUGUUCUUCCCUUCCUGGGUCAGGAUACUAUGGCUAUGGAGAUGAUGAAGACGCAUAUGCUCGUAGAAACGGAGGGACCCCUUGGUGUGCCCCCAUAAAGGUGAAGCACGGCGAUGUGAGUUGCCGUAGUCCCCAGGGGGGGCAUUACAGGAACGUGAUGGGCUCACGCUGUAAGAUCCGCUGUAAGAGGGGAUAUGAGAUGCA
Esox lucius (northern pike) is the source of this 3066-nucleotide messenger RNA. RefSeq names its product sushi-repeat containing protein X-linked (gene srpx). NCBI's taxonomy places the organism in Eukaryota, Metazoa, Chordata, Actinopteri, Esociformes, Esocidae. Gene Ontology annotation, molecular function: ubiquitin protein ligase activity. The record is from RefSeq and is a predicted model, not a curated record. The transcript has 13 exons. The coding region runs from base 936 to 2960 and encodes 674 amino acids. Gene Ontology annotation, biological process: visual perception; protein ubiquitination; ubiquitin-dependent protein catabolic process. Gene Ontology annotation, cellular component: photoreceptor outer segment.